Messenger RNA from Portunus trituberculatus (swimming crab), 2101 nucleotides. RefSeq names its product prolyl 4-hydroxylase subunit alpha-1-like. Gene Ontology annotation, cellular component: endoplasmic reticulum. NCBI's taxonomy places the organism in Eukaryota, Metazoa, Arthropoda, Malacostraca, Decapoda, Portunidae. The transcript has 14 exons. Bases 326 to 1981 code for a protein of 551 amino acids. The record is from RefSeq and is a predicted model, not a curated record. Gene Ontology annotation, molecular function: L-ascorbic acid binding; iron ion binding; procollagen-proline 4-dioxygenase activity. Gene Ontology annotation, biological process: peptidyl-proline hydroxylation to 4-hydroxy-L-proline.
AUGAACUCUCGAGGUCGGAACGUGUUCAGAUUACUUCCAAUUUCUUUGUCCGGGUGAUUGGCUGCAGGUGGACGACGAGCCGCUGUGGGGAGUCAAGUACACACCUGUACGAGUGAAGCAACACCUGUGCACACAUCAACAUUAUGACUAGAAAAAACAACAAGAACUUUCAGCAGUGGCAGUGAUAAAAGUUGUAGUGUUAACUUGGUCGCCGUCGUCUUCUGGUUUCCAACAGUCACAACAACAGAUGCUGCCAGACCUGCAUUGUCCACGCUCGACACACACUCCAAGGGUUCUGUAAGCCUUGCAAAUAGCACAGUUGAUCAUGAGUUUCUCGCUAGCAUGGAUUGUCCUGGCGUGGGCAUGCUGCUGGGGAGCCAGGAGUGCUGACGCCAUGGAGACUGGCCAGUUUUAUUCCUCUCUUGCCCAAAUGGAAUUCUUGUUUGACUUUGACGAGGGUGUCGGCGAGCUGUUACUCAACUUUCCUGAACACCUGCCCGCCGCCACCAGAUAUCUGGAAUCUUACGUGGGUUUGCGGACGGACCGAGAUCUUGGGAGGGAGAUUCGUGGCCAUCCCGUUCAUGUGUUCCUGGUGCUGAAAAGACUGGUGCUCUUCUGGCCUCGCAUCGCCUCCUCGCUUUUCAUCUACACCAGGCUCGAAGGGAGCUGCCAGGACCAAAACGAUGGGUGUGAGGGAUGGGCUCUGUCUGGCAACUGCCUUCACUACCGCGACUACAUGAUAGAGCACUGCACCAAGUCCUGCCAUGCGUGCCUCUCCCCAGAGUUGAAGGAGCAGGUCAUGUGGGUGAUGAGCAAGGCCAGCAUUCCCAUGCCCUCUAUGCAAGACCUUCGAGGAGCUGCUCUGGCCCUGUCCCGCCUCCAGAGCCAUUACCACAUCCCCGUCGGCGACUUCAUGACAGGCAGGAUAGAGAAGGCUCAAUGCACCCCACGACUGACGGUGGAAGAUUGUGUCCUGGUGGCGGACGUGACUCACGCCCACGGUAGAUACAGCACCGCUUAUAUAUGGUACGAUUAUUGCCAAACUUCAGCCUCCAUUGAUCCACGACUGCAGGCGGAGAUCAAAGCCCGCAAGGAGAAACUGGAGGCGGAGCACGACUUGAAGUUCAUAGCCGGCAACAUUAAUUUUUUCCCCGAACCUCUCCGGGAGAAAAAGAACCAGGUACCCUGGGACUCGCCUUUCCAUCAGCUGUGCCGCGGCGUCUACAAUCAGAAUGAGGACAAGGACCAGGCAGGGCUCAUGUGUUACGUGGACAACCGCAACUCGCCGUAUCUGACGCUGCAACCUGUGCGAUACGAGCAGCUCCACACUGACCCCGAAAUGUAUCUGUUUCACGACGUGGUCUCUGACGCAGAGAUCGCCGUACUGAAGCAACUCGCCAUGAGGACGUUGCACCGGUCAGUCACGCUCGCCUCCGGUCCCAAACACACCAACGUGACGGAGCAACGAGUCUCCCACACGGCAUGGCUCCGUAACUCCUCUCACGCAGUGCUAGAGAGGCUAGCACAUAGGGUCGCAGAAGUCGCGCAACUGGAGGCCCAUGAGGAACUGCUGGCCACCAAAGAAGCGGAGGAACUACAGGUUUUAAACUACGGGAUCGGAGGAUUGUACAAUGCUCAUCACGACGUCUUUUACAAAAAUGUUCCUGAAUAUAAGUGGUCCGAAGUGAAUGUAUACGCUAAUGAGCACCAGGCUGGAGACCGCUUAGCAACUUGGAUGUUUUACCUGAGUGACGUCAUCGCGGGUGGAAGAACUGCAUUUCCUGACGCCAACGUGGCUGUGGCUCCGGAGAAGGGCGCCGCAGUUCUAUGGUACAAUCUUAAGAAGAAUGGGAAUUGCAACACAAAGUCCCUGCACGGCGGCUGUCCGGUGUUAUUGGGACAAAAAUGGGUGGCCAACCGGUGGAUCCGAGAGAACGCAAACUUCAGGAGGCGUCCGUGCAGUACCGACCCGAUGGAGUGAGCACACCAUGCACUCACUCCCCCUUCGUUACUUUCACCCUUGCUGGGCACUGCCAUCACAUGCAAGGCGUAUAACUAAGGAAGGAGAAGGAAUGUAAAGAAAAGUAAAAUAAGAACAAAU